This is a messenger RNA of Rotaria sp. Silwood2, 246 nucleotides long. NCBI's taxonomy places the organism in Eukaryota, Metazoa, Rotifera, Eurotatoria, Philodinida, Philodinidae. The record is from the annotation of a GenBank genome assembly.
AUGUUUAAAUUUGAUUUCCCAGUUUUAGAUACAAUUUUUUUCUUUCAUAUUCCAGAUCCAUUAGAAAAUACUUCUCUCACUUUGUUCGAAGUAGCAUUCAAUGGUCAGGAGAAUGAUCUACGUGAUCUUCUUAUACAUCGUCUUGCUUAUGUUGAUGUAUGGGAUUCUCAUGGUUUAGCUGCUUUACAUUUUGCUACUUAUAUUGUGUAUAUAAAUGUUAUUGAUAUUCUUCUUAAUUCGUAUUGA